AUGGAAAUUCUAUACGUCAUUGUUAUGACUGUUCUGAUGGGCUAUGAAGCACAUGUACCAAAUUCAACAAUUCCUAGGAAUGCACCAGUCAAUAAGUGUGGUUUAGAUAAAUCACCGAUUAAAGUUGUUUAUGAGGGGGAAGCGAAAAUAGAAACUUACCCAUGGUUGGGAACACUAUUCUAUGCAACCAGAGAUAGAAAAUAUUCAACAUCUGUGAUUCUGGUCGCACAACAAAUUGUCAUCGGAUCAGCCAUGGACAUUGAUAGAUUACCGAAAAAUGAUUUCAGAUCUCGUACGAGAGUAGUAUUAGGGCAUAAUUGUACCAGGCCUGGUAUAAAAAUAAGGGAUUACAGCUACCAUCCGCACUUCAACAAAGCUUCGUACAGCUCUUUAGCUAUUAUACAGUUAGAAACAAAUUUUAGAUCAAAUGGUAUCGGCGUCCAUGGACCAGGUUGUUCAGCACCCUCUAGAUUUCUAGACUACGCUCACCAUAAAGGCUGGGUGACAAAUAACUUACUCAGAAUUGGAAGACCUACUAUCACGAGGUAUUCUAGGAACGAGAUCAUAUUGAGAAGAACUCUCUCGAACGUUCAAAGAUUCGGACCCUGUGAUCCUGAAGAAACCAAACAGGAACUUUUCACAGACCGCACCAGUGUCCAACAAUAUCCAACAAACAAAUUUCAACGUGCCAGUUACAAUUUCACAGUAUUCGCGAAUAUGGAAUACUCUUGCGUCAUAUUCCGUGUGUUUCAUUUCUAUCAACGAGACGUGAUUAGAGACCUGCCGUACAUUCAUCUUAAUCGAUGGUGUAAAGCAUUGGAACCGAUCUGCUAUUCAUUGCAAUUCCUACAAAUUGACUUCUCAGUUGAGAUAUGGUUCAGGGAAUCUGUGACUUACCAUGUCGCGGCGUACGGCAGAGAAGUUAAGUUGAUUGAUAUGAAGAAGGUCAUUGCUAGGGUCAACCAAAGGAAACCGUUAGUUGAGUACACCAUAAUGGUUGAGGAGAAUUUUAAAACUCUACUUCAUAUAUCAGAAGUUUUAACCGAUGAGAGAAUUAGCAAAGCAUUGUCGGAGAGAUUUAAAGAACCGAUGAAAUUUACACAUUGGGAGUACGUUGGAGCAACUGGUAAAGGCGAUUCAUAUCUCAGUGAAGUGAUACGUAUUAAAAUAUAUGGAGACGCUAAUGGUAUUACAAAGCACGUUCAGGUCAUAUUAAAAUCUAUUCCCAAAAACCUCUGCAGACGACUUACGUAUAGAAGCGAUGAGUUUUUUCAAAAUGAGAUAAAUUUCUACCAACAUGUGCUACCAGGCUUACUUGAAUUUGAAGCCAGCAAAAAUAUUUCUGAACCAUUUGACCACCACACUAAGCUAUUCUUUGCGUAUAGCGACGGCAUUAAUGACGUCAUAUGCCUAGAAGACGUUAGUUUAGAAAAUUUUACAUCCGCGGUUAGACAAGAUGGCAUAGAUUACGAACAUUGCAAAAUGAUUCUUAAAACAUUAGCGAAAUACCAUUCAUUAUCGUUUGCAAUGAGAGAUCAAAGGCCGGAUGAUUUCGAUAGACUAUCUGAUUUUGUUUUCGAAACCUACUACGAUCCUAGAUUAUGGAAUUGGUAUAGAAAAUUCUUUAAACGAAUCUGCGGUAUUGCGAUUGACGCUGUAGAAAAGGAGUACCCAAAUACGAUAUACGUUGAGAAAAUUAAAAAAUUCGCUGUACCAGAAGAAAGGUACAAAGAUAUGGUUAGAGCGACCAGGGAUAAAAAAAACUGUGUUAUAUCCCACGGCGAUUCUUGGACGAAUAACUUUCUAUUCAAAUAUAACAAUAAUGUUCCAAUUGCGACCAAAAUAAUAGAUUUCCAACUCUGCCGAUGCGCCAGCCCGAUUCUGGACGUAUGUUUCGUAUUUUCCGCCUGCACGGAACAGAAAUUACGUACGGAAUAUUACGAUAAACUUAUAGAUUAUUAUUACGAAGUACUGUCAGAAAGGAUUACGGAAUUGGGAAGCGAUCCAAAAAAAAUAUAUUCAUAUGAUACUUAUAUGAUGGAACUAAAGAAAUAUUCUUAUUUCGGUCUCCUCUUCAGUUUUGAAUCUACGCCGAUGAUAAUUCUGUCACCAGACGAUGCUAUCAAUAUGGAAAUGGCGGGCGACCAGAAACGUGAUAUCGACGAUUUCUGGACUCUAACUCCAAUUAAAACGAAGGAGGGUAGAUUGAGAGAAGCUAAUAAUGUAGUGCAUUGUGUUGAUAAAGGAUAUAUAUAA
This is a messenger RNA of Danaus chrysippus (African queen), 2256 nucleotides long. NCBI's taxonomy places the organism in Eukaryota, Metazoa, Arthropoda, Insecta, Lepidoptera, Nymphalidae. The record is from the annotation of a GenBank genome assembly.